GUUGUGAUUACGUCCAACCAAACGGUUAAAUUAGAGGCUGAGACUUCAUACAACAAAUAAUAUUAAGAAAGGCAACCGGCUAUGACCACCGACACGGAAGAUGCCCCCAAAGGGCUCCCCCCCGGGGUAUACCGGUCCCAGAUCCCCUUCUGGCGACUCCUCACCGACCAAGCAGCCAUCACCCAAGAAGUGCUGGAAUACGAAUUCCCCGGCAGCGGCACCGACGACGACCCUUACGUGGUCUCAUGGAUCCCCAAUGACAACCGCAACCCCAUGCUGUUCAGCCUCGGCCGGAAAAUUGCCAUCACACUCAUCGUGGCCUCAUGCACCCUCACCGUAUCCCUCACUUCCUCCGUCUACAGCGGCAGCAUCAGCGAAAUCACCGCCUACUUCUCCGUCAGCUCCGAAGUGGCCACCAUCGGACUCUCCCUCUUCGUUCUCGGCUUCGCUGUAGGCCCUCUCCUCUGGGCCCCCUUCAGCGAAGUCUUCGGCCGCCAACUCCCCUUCUUCUUCAGCUGCAUGGGUAUGGCCGCCUUCUCCGCGGGCUGCGCCGGCGCCCAAAACAUCUGGACCCUAUGCAUCCUGCGCUUCUUCGCCGGCGCCUUCGGCUCCGCCCCCUUCACCAACGCCGGCGGCACCAUCUCCGACAUGUUCACAGCCCGCCAACGCGGCCUCGCCCUCAGCCUCUACGCCGCCGCCCCCUUUUUGGGGCCCGCCAUCGGGCCCAUCAUCGGCGGGUUCCUGGGCAUGCGCGCCGGCUGGCGCUGGGUCGAGGGCUUCCUUGCCGCCCUAGCCGGAUUCAUCUGGCUCCUCAUGACCCUAACCAUCCCAGAGACAUACGCACCACGUCUCCUGCGUCUCCGCGCAGACCGACUCUCCCAUCUCACCGGCCGCGUCUACCGCAGCAAAAUCGAGCUCGAUAAGGGCAAGAUCUCCCUCCCUCGACUCCUCAAACAAACCAUGUCCCGACCCUGGGUCCUUCUCUUCCGCGAACCCAUCGUCCUCCUCUUCGCCCUCUACAUCGCCAUCGUCUACGGAACCCUCUACAUGUUCUUCGCCGCUUUCCCAAUCGUCUACGAAGACGUCCGUGGCUGGAACCCAGGCGUAGGCGGCCUCGCAUUCCUAGGCAUCAUGGUCGGGAUGAUCAUCGGCGUGGCAUGCACCAUCCCCGCCAAUCUCCACUUCAUCAAAACCCAAGAGAAACACGGGGGCUUCGCACCCCCCGAGGCGCGUCUCCUCCAAUGCAUGCCCGGCGCAGUAGCCAUCCCUAUCAGCCAGUUCUGGUUCGCGUGGACGGACGGCCCCUCCAUCCACUGGAUCGUCAGCAUCAUUGCCACCGCACCGUUCGGGUUCGGUGUCAUUCUGAUAUACCUAGGAGUGAUGAAUUAUCUGAUUGAUUCGUAUACGAUCUAUGCGGCGUCGGUGCUGGCGGCGAAUACGGUGCUCAGGUCGGUGUUUGGUGCUAUUUUCCCCAUUAUUGCGACGUAUAUGUACGAUAGAGUGGGGAUUCAUUGGGCCCCGUGUAUUCCGGCGUUUUUGUCGUUGGCGUGCAUGCCAGCCCCGUUUUUGUUUUAUAGGUUUGGGGCGGCGAUUAGGACUAGGUGUAAGUAUUCGGCCGAGUCGGAGAGGUAUAUGCAGAAGUUGCAGGAGAAUGUGGGGAGGAGGUGA
Messenger RNA from Aspergillus sclerotioniger CBS 115572, 1668 nucleotides. Its product is annotated as MFS transporter. The transcript has a single exon. The record is from RefSeq and is a predicted model, not a curated record. NCBI's taxonomy places the organism in Eukaryota, Fungi, Ascomycota, Eurotiomycetes, Eurotiales, Aspergillaceae. Bases 82 to 1668 code for a protein of 528 amino acids. Gene Ontology annotation, molecular function: transmembrane transporter activity. Gene Ontology annotation, biological process: transmembrane transport.